Juglans regia (Persian walnut) is the source of this 3675-nucleotide messenger RNA. RefSeq lists its product as uncharacterized. NCBI's taxonomy places the organism in Eukaryota, Viridiplantae, Streptophyta, Magnoliopsida, Fagales, Juglandaceae. Gene Ontology annotation, molecular function: catalytic activity. The transcript has 2 exons. The coding region runs from base 605 to 1519 and encodes 304 amino acids. The record is from RefSeq and is a predicted model, not a curated record.
UUCAGUAACAGAACUUCAAACAGACUUUCUAAGAGGGGAAAGGGCAAAUCUGUUGUCGUUGUAGAGGUGGCUGAGGAAGGGAUCGAUGAUGCACAACUUCUCUCGGCACGGGAAGAAAAUGUUCCUAAAGGGAGGAAGUGGAAGAGAUGGGCUCGACUACAAGAUGGACAAGGUCAGUCUCCUUCACCACUUAUUGGUCAGAAACGUGAUGGUUUGCCAAUUUUCGUUACGAAGGAUGCAAAUGUAGCAAAUAAAAAAUUGAAGGGAUUGAAUGAUUCUCAAAUUGCUAAAGGGGAAGUGCUAUCGGCGGAGGUUAUUUGGCAGCCCCGCCGGGAGCCAUGAUUCUGUAGAGUUGGAACUGCCGAGGGCUUGGAACCCUGACAAUUCAUGACCUUCAACUUAGGGUGAAGGAAAAGUCUCCCAAAGUAGUUUUCCUUGUGGAAACACUACUUGUUGCCCCUAAAAUGGAUAGGACAAGAAGAACACUAGGAUAUGAAUGUUGCUUUACUGUCGAACCCUUGGGUGGGAGUGGAGGGCUUGCAAUGCUCUGGAAUGAGGAUUCGGGGCUUACCAUUCAUAAUUAUUCACUGAGUCACAAAAGUGGAUGGUUUUCUGUUCCUGGACAGUUAGACAAAGUUCUGGUAACUGGGUUUUAUGGAGAUCCAAGACCAAUAGAAGAAGUCUUUCUUGGGAUUUGUUGAGUCGAGUGAACCCUGGCCCCUAUCCAUGGUGUUUAUUUGGGGAUUUUAAUGAGAUUAUGGUGUCCUCUGAGAAGGUUGGGGGUAGAGAAAGACCUGAGUUUCAAAUGAGAAGGUUUAGGGAAGCAGUGGAGCAUAAUAACUUAAUUGAUGUGGGCUGUAGAGGCAAUCCUUUUAUAUGGAGUAAUAGACAUUUAGAUUUGACUUUUACUAAAGAGAGGCUUGAUAGGGUAUUUGUUAACCAUCUUUGGCAAUUACAAGGAGCUAGAGUGGUGGUGGAUACUUUGGUGGCUAAAUGUUCUGACCAUACUCCAUUGGUAGUUUCUCUGUUGCCAAGAGACAGAGGUUGUAGAUUGCAUAAGAGGUGUUUUAUGUUUGAGGCUAGUUGGACAAAGGAGAAUAAUUGUGGUCGAGUUAUUGAAGAUGGAUGGAGGAACUGUUUGGUGAGAGGAUCUACUGUAGAUAGACUCCAAGCAUCCUUAAGGAAGUGCAGUACUGACCUGAGUAGAUGGAGUAGAUCAAACUGUUCAGAGGAAGAGAAGUUACUUGAAGAAAAAGCUACCUGUUUGAAAAGACUGCAAGACCAUGAAGGGACUGAUAUGUUGCAAAGGGAAGUUGGUUUGUUACUUGACAAGCAAGAUUUGAAAUGGAAACAAAGGGCCAAAGCAAACUGGUAUAAAGUUGGGGACAGAAAUAUAAGGUUCUUCCACAUGUGUGCUUCACAGAGAUGGAGAAGAAACCGAAUUGUGGAGGUAAGGGAUUCAACUGAUAUCUUAAGGACAGGACAGGACAGGAUUAUCAUCAUUAUUACAUGGAGCUGAGACAAGUGGGGUUCUUAAAGGAGUCGAGGUCAGUAAGGGUGGAAUAAGCAUUAAUCAUCUGCUGUUUGCAGAUGACUGCCUGAUUUUUUGUAAGGCUCAUCUGACCCAAUGGAGGGCUUUAGAGAACUUAUUGAAUGUUUAUAAAAGUGCUUCUGGUCAGAAAUUAAAGUUGGAUAAAACCUCUUUGUUUUUUAGUUCAAAUACCAAGAGAGAGGUUAAGGAUGAUUUAGCUGAGGUCAUUGGUGCUAGAAUUUUUAAUGAUGCCGACAAAUAUCUAGGUUUACCCUCACUGGUGGUAGAUCUAAAUAUAAAGUUUUUUGUAGUAUCAAAAAGAGGGUUCAGGACAGAAUUGGUACUUGGCAUAAUAAAUUUCUCUCCUAGGCAGGUAAGGAAGUUUUGAUCAAAUCUGUUCUGCAAGCUCUUCCCACUUAUGCUAUGAGUGUUUUCAAGUUGCCUAAAAGAAUAUACACAGAAAUAUCUCAGUUGUUGGCUAGAUUUUGGUGGGUUCACAUGUCAAGCCAAAAUAGAGUUCAAUGGAAACAGUGGAAGAGGGUUGGCUUUCUAAAGGACCAAGGGGUAUGGGGUUUAGGGAUAUGGUGUGUUUUAAUCAGGCUCUGUUAGCAAAACAGUAUUGGAGACUUCUAACCAAUCCUCAAUCUAUGGUGGCCAGAAUAAUGAAGGAGAAAUAUUAUAAACAUGUGGAUAUCUUGAAUGCAAAACCUGGUGGGGCUCCUUCUUUGAUAUGGAGAAGUAUUAGGGGUGCUGCUGAGUUGGUUAAGAAUGGGAUGAGAUGGAGGGUUGGAAAUGGCCCGAAAAUCAGGACUUCGAUAGACAAAUGGUUGCCAACACCUAACACUCAUAUGGUACAAUCUCCUGUAAAAUGCUUGCAGAGGAAGGAUACAGUGGAUAAACUGUUGGUGGACGGGGGUUCAUGGAAUGAAAAUCUGAUUGAUGAGAUAUUUUCAGUGGAAGAAGCUGCUGUGAUCAAAACUCUGCCUAUUAGUAGAAGGAGGUCAGGGGAUAUGAUGUAUUGGGGUCAUACUAAAAUGCUCUUUUUUCUGUAAAAUCUGCCUAUCACUUACAGUGUCAAAGUUUUUCUUUGUUCCUGGGAGAGUGUUCUAACAAGAGACAGUUUUCUUAGUCAUGGAAAUACUUAUGGGCCUUACAAGUUCCUCAUGUUGUUAAAGUUUUCUUGUGGAGUGCUGUUAGUGAGACACUUCCAACCAAAAGCAAUCUGUUCAAAAGAAAAAUUUCUGAUAAUGAGGCCUGUCCUAUUUGUAACCAACAGGGUGAGACAAGUAACCAUGUGUUAUGGUCAUGUGUGGCUGCUAGAGAUGUUUGGUCUGAUUCUGCAAGUCAUCUACAUAAGGCUAAGUGUCUUGAUUCAGAUUUUAUUAUCACUUGGUAGGAUCUAAUAGCUCGAUUUACAGGAUCUGAUCUGGAAUAGGCUACUUGUGUAUUCAGGUAAAUCUGGCUGAGAAGAAACAGAUGGGUUUUUUAUGACUCUUUCAAUAGUCCAAUGAAGCUGUGGCAGAAGGCAAGGAUGGAAAUGGGGGCUUUCCAGCAGGCUCAGAUCCAAGACAAGGAUGUUGGAGUUGCUCAGAAUGUUAGCAGGAGUUUGGGUCAUUGGAAUAGACUAGAAGGGGACUUGGUAAAGGCCAAUUGGGAUGCUGCUUUCAUUUCAAACGAUAGGAAGAUGGGUGGGGGUUGUGCUUUCAGAAACAGCUCAGGGGACCUGUUAGCUGCUGCAGCAUGGCCAAUGAGUUUUAUUGGCAGUCCUUUGCAAGCUGAGGCAGUAGCUUUGGAGAGGACUAUAGAAUUGUGUGUUGAGUUGGCAUUCCAGCAAGUUUUGUUUGAAGGAGAUUCACUAAAUUUGGUUCAAGAUAUUUAAAGCAAAGAGGAGAAUUGCUCAUGUUAUGGCCAGAUUGUUGAAGAUCUCAAGUCUGUUUUCAAGCAUCCAACUAGUUGGAAUAUCCAGUUUGCUCCCCACACACUGCAAUCAGGUUGCUCACAUCCUUGCAAGGAAGGCUUUACAGUUAGAUGAUGAAGCUGUUUGGAUUGAAGAGGGCCCUUUGGAGAUUAUGUAUUGUAUUGAACAUGACAAAUCCGUUUCUACGCUUUGAUUUAUGAUAUGAAUGUUUUCUUUCAAAAAAAAA